This is a messenger RNA of Emiliania huxleyi CCMP1516, 384 nucleotides long. RefSeq lists its product as hypothetical. Lineage: Eukaryota; Haptophyta; Isochrysidales; Noelaerhabdaceae. The transcript is spliced from 2 exons. The record is from RefSeq and is a predicted model, not a curated record. The annotation marks the transcript as partial.
GAGCAGAAGGAGGCCAAGAAGGUGGCCAAGGAGAAGAAGAAGGCGCAGCGCAACACGCCGUCCGCUUUUGCGCUGCAGGAAGAGCGCGAGAAGCGCGCCGCGGCCGAAGAACGCGAGCGCAAAGAGAAGGCCGAGGCGCUCGCGGCCGAGCUUGCGGCCGAGCGCGAGGCAAAGACCGCAGCCGAGGAGGAGGCGAGGCGCGAGCAGCUGGAGCGCGAGGCGGCCGGCGAGACGACUUGUAUCAUCUGCUUCUCCAACGCAAAGUCGCAUGUCGCGGGGCCUUGCGGGCAUUUGUGCGCUUGCGGCCCCUGCUCUGCCAAGAUGGAGUCGUGCCCCAUCUGCCGCGCACCGGUGCUGAUGUGGAUGCAGCUGCGCGUGGCCUGA